Messenger RNA from Apis laboriosa (Himalayan honeybee), 2802 nucleotides. RefSeq names its product protein FAN-like. The record is from RefSeq and is a predicted model, not a curated record. Bases 49 to 2754 code for a protein of 901 amino acids. Lineage: Eukaryota; Metazoa; Arthropoda; Insecta; Hymenoptera; Apidae. The transcript is spliced from 16 exons. Gene Ontology annotation, molecular function: protein binding.
AUCAUUUACAAUUUACUAUCAUUAUAAUUUAUAUUUAUUUUUGUAACAAUGGAAAAAGAAAGGUUCACUAUGCUCCUUUUAGAACCUGGGGAAAUAUUUUUUGAAGAUUAUAGUGUUCAAAUGAAAUUAUUUGAUAAUUCUACUUCAGAAGAACAAAACUGGAAAGAUGGAAGAUUAAAAUUAUGUUCAAAAUCAUUAGUAUUUGUAAAUAAAGAUAUUAAUCAGCCUUUAAUUAAGAUUCAACUUAAAGAAACUCUAACUAUUGAUCAAUGUCAAUCCAACAAUGAUAUAACAAAAUGUGGCAAUAUAUUAUUGAUUCAAUGUAAGCAGUAUGUAAAGAUGCUAGAGAAGAAUAUACUUGCACCAUAUAAAUUUAUACAUCAAAAUGCUACUUUUCACUUUUUCUUUAAUUAUGCAAAAAUAGAUGAUUACCUUCCACAUAUUCUACAACUAUUUAGAGCAGCUACUUUACCAACUGCUGAACAAAAUGCUAUGAUUAUGGCUAUUGUACAUUCUCGACAGUCUAGAGUAUCAUUUGAUACUUCGUGGUUAGAGGAUUUAUAUGAACAGGUAGUGUUAGAAAUUCAAGCAAAUAAAGUGUUACCUCUUGUUAUAAAUCCAGGAAGAAUACUUUUAACAACUUCAAGAAUUUAUUUUCAACCUUAUAAUAAUUUAGAUCAACAUCCAGUUCUAAAAAUACAACUAAAAGAUAUUAUUAAUAUUAAUAAAAGACGAUUUCUUCUAAGUCAAAUUGGGCUUGAAAUUAAAUGGUUACGUCAACCUGAAAAUAAGGCUGAACAUUUAUUUAUAUCAUUAAAAAAUCAAAAUGAUAGAGAUGAAUUAUAUACAAGUUUAUUAAAUCAACCUACAAUUUCUUUAGAAAGAGUACCUCAAGAUCAAAUGACUAUGAGAUGGCAGAAUGGUUCUCUAUCAAAUUAUGAUUAUCUUUUGUAUAUUAAUAGUUUAGCAGAUAGAACUUUUCAUGAUUUAACCCAAUAUCCAGUUAUGCCAUGGGUAUUACAAGAUUACACAUCUACUACAUUGGAUUUAAAAGAUCCUAGAAUAUAUAGAGAUCUUUCAAAACCUAUUGGAGCUCUUGAAUCAAAUCGGCUAGAAAGAUUAAAGGAACGAUAUUUAGAAAUGUCAGAACCAAAAUUUUUGUAUGGUUCUCAUUAUAGUGCACCAGGAUUUGUAUUAUUUUAUUUAGUACGAAAAUAUCCUCAGUACAUGCUUUGUUUACAAAAUGGAAGAUUUGAUCAUCCAGAUAGAAUGUUUAAUAGUGUAGCUGACGUAUGGAAAAAUGUUUUGGUGAACAUGUCUGACUUUAAAGAACUGAUCCCGGAAUUUUAUGACAUAAACAACGGUGGUGAUUUUUUAGUAAAUAGUUAUGGUAUUGAUUUUGGUUAUCGAUAUGAUGGAACAAAAAUAGGAGAUGUACAAUUACCACCAUGGGCAAAUGGACCAGCUCAUUUCGUAAAAAUAUUAAGAAAUGCUUUAGAGAAUGAUUAUGUUUCUCAAAAUCUUCAUCAUUGGAUUGAUUUAAUUUUUGGAUAUAAACAGAGAGGAAUUGAAGCAGAGAAAGCUAAUAAUGUAUUUUUCCAUCUGUGCUAUGAAGGAGCAGUAGACUUAGAUACUAUUAGAGAUAUUAAUGAUAGACAUGGUUUGGAAAUACAAAUCAUGGAGUUUGGUCAAAUACCAAAACAAAUUUUUACUUUACCACAUCCAAAACGUUCAAUGUUUAUUCUGGAUAAAUUAUAUACUGAAAUUGAUUUAAUAUCAACUAAAAACGAAAAAGGUAUAUAUAAAGAAAAUGAGGAAAAUCCUAUAGAGAUUUUCGAAUUACAUGAAUUAAUAAUGUUUCAAUCUCAUAAAGAAAGUGUAAGUAGUAUUAUCAUAACGAAUAGGGAAGAAAUAAAUGAAGUAAUAUCAGUAGGACAAGAUGGAAUGCUUAAAUUAUAUAGCAUAAAAAAUAAAAAAUUAACGCGUAAUGUACCUUUAUCAUUAUUACCACUUUCCUCUUGCAUAUCAUAUUAUACAUCUUCUCAUCGCAAUAUAUUAGUUGCUGGUUCUUGGGACAAUACACUAAUAUUCUAUGAUAUUGAGUUUGGUAGAAUAAUAGAUGUACUUCAAGGCCAUGAAGAUGCUGUUUCUUGUUUAGCACUAAGUACUACUCGACAGGUUAUUAUCUCUGGUUCAUGGGAUUGUACAGCAAAAGUUUGGCAAAGUUAUUCUUCUGGGACAAAAAUUAAACCAGCUGAGUGCCUUAUAGCACAAUUAGAUCAUGAUUCUAAAGUAACUUGCAUUAAUAUAUCAGGAGACGAAACAUUAUUGAUAUCUGGCACAGAAGAUGGAGAAAUUUUUUUAUGGAAUAUGGAUACAUAUAAUCUUCAAUUCACUGUAAAAGCACAUAAUUAUAAAAUAAAUGCAAUGGUAUUUGAUCAAGAAGGAAAAAGUAUAAUAUCAUGUGCAGAGGAUAAAAUGUUAAACAUUAUUGAUAUUUAUACGAGUACUCAGAUUUAUCGUACGACUAUAGAAUAUGAACCUUUAACAUUAACGUGGUUCAAAACCUUUUUAUUAAUAGGAGAUAACAAUGGUAAUAUUAAUGUUUGGAAUCGUCAAGGAGCAAUUUUUAUUACGCAAAUACAUUGCCAUGAUGGUCCAAUUAAUACAUUAUCAGUGUCAACAGAAAAUAAUAUAAUCUUAACUGGUGGAAAAGAUAAAAAGAUAAUUGUGUGGAAUUGUAAAAAUGUAUAAUUAGUAUUAUUUUCAAUGAAAGAUUUUUUAAUUAUAAAUUUCAUUAUU